AUGAUUAGGUUCAAUUUAUUCAGAAAUAAAUCACGUGACACUAACGAUAUCAAAUAUCAACGUUUAAGCACACGUUUAUACGUAUUAAUAUUAUCCAUCACACUUGUUAUUCUGGCUGUUUAUAGCGGUUUGUCUCAACAAAUAAAAUUGAUCAUAGUUCAAUCACCAUCACUCUCCACUUAUGAAGAAUUAGAAAGCAAAUACUCUGAUACACUCAUUUGUCCAUGUUCACAGUUAUCGAUUAAUUAUAAAAGUUUUUUAUCAUUUGAGCCAAGCUAUCAUCAAGUGUGCAGGAGCGCAUUCAUCACUCAAGAAUGGAUCGAUUCUCUCAGUCUUCCAUUUGGCCUUUCUUUAUCGCCACAAUUUCAAGCUUUAAGAUCAUUUUGUCAACGAUCAAAGGACACCAUCGGUGAUGCACUUGAUCAGUUGUAUUCAUCCGUCUUCAUUAGCUCAAAAGUGAUACCAUCGACACUUUGGAUCACUCAACAACAAUCAUUUGUCAACGAAUUUCAAGCGCAAACACCAAAUGUUUUGAUGAAGCCAUUCGAUCUCAUUCGUGAUAUGACUUAUGCAAAUCAAUUAGUGACAUUUUCUGAAUCGAACUGGGCAUAUACAGUUACUUGGUAUCACGAUACGUUUGAUGAGUUAUAUCCAUAUGCUAUGGUCACGCCUGUUACGUAUACGAACGAUAAUGAAACAUGUUCGUGUUUUGCAUCCCCAAAGUGUAAAACACCGUUCCAAAGUGAUACCGAUACUAUUGAUCAAUUUUUUACUGGCUGCUAUCCGAUGGAAGCCCUUUUACAGUCGUCACUCGUUUGUUUCUACAGCCAGAUGUGUCUAGAUAAAUUUCUUACACUCGUACGAAUACAGGCGACAAUCUGGAACGUACCAAUACAGGCGACAACCUUGAACGUGACAAUCCUGAACUCAACACUUUUAAGUAACUACUUCAUUACAUCGACGGUUGAAGACAUUGUUCGACGAUUGAUGGUUGAACAAUGGAAUGCGAAAUUAGUCUACGAAUCAUAUUAUCAAGAAUGUGCACCAGCAUCAUGCAGCUAUACAUAUAUGAGAAAACUGGAUAUUGUCCAUAUGAUAACCGCUACCCUCGGCCUAUUUGGCGGUCUCACUAUAGCAUUCCAAAUCAUCAUACCAUUUGUAGUAUUAAUCGUGAGAAUAGCUGUUAAGCAGUUAAACAGGCAUAAAAUCGCACCUACAUUUAUUUUAGUACAAGAAUAUGAGCAACGAUGUUUAGCGCCUCCGGUCAGGUAAGAGAGGUGACUGUCACCUUAUAUCUGAUUUCCACUCUUCUUUUUAUCAUGAAGAAACAAUUGCCGAAAUUGCAGCAUUAUUAUAACUAUUGCCAUUAUCAUCCUCGGUGUGCUGAUCGUUUCAACAAUAUUUAUGCUUAAACUACGUAAGAGAAAGGAGGCUUUCGUACUGAUCCAUCGCAGUAUUAUGCUAAAAAAGGCUCGUAAAGUCGUUCAUAUCACCGACAAAAAAAUGAAGUUUAUUUAGAGUUGAAGAAAAGUGUUUUUCGUAUUCAGCACACUUGAUAACCUGGAAUUUCUAUUUUUAGCGAGGGGUACCGCCAAAAAGUUAAGGAAAAUUUUCAAACUUGUAUACUUUUGCCAUUGCAAUUUUUCUGCGGCAAUCUGUUUGAAAAUUUUUCUUAACUUUUUGGCGGUACCCCUCGCUAAAAAUAGAAAAUUUUCCAGAUUAUCAAGUGUGCUGAAUACGAAAAGGCCCUUUCCUUCAACUCUAAAUAAACUUUAAUUUUUUUUAUCGGUGAUAUGCAUUCUUAGAAACAGCACAAGCAGACGGUCGUAUAUACAACACAUAUGGUCUUCAAAACAAAAACAGAGAUUAGCUAGAAAAGCACUGACAACACACAGGAGACAUUUGAGCGGUUUGUUUGAAUCCAAAGAUUGAUUACCUACCGGUUUUACCUUUAUUGAUAUAAAGGUACAUCAGGGUGUCUCUGAAUAUGUGUAUGUAGUAUAAGCCACAGUAAGAAUGUGGAUAAUCUUUGAGGUUGAUGUUAGCCCUAAAAGUUGAGUCCAUACAAUUGUUUUUGAUCAAGGUCAAUACUAUUAUUCAUAAAAUGACGUACGAAUCAACGUCAGUGACAGAAACUCACUCUCAUAGGCUUCAUCUUUUUAGUCUUCAUUCAUUUAGGCGAAUUACAGAAGGCAAGACAUGUUAAUCUAACAUCCAGUUGGACAACAUUAAGUACUUGAGAUGGACUUUUCUGUUUCUUCCAUCACUCAAAAACUUUUCGUUUCAUAGACAUACCGUCAACGGCUAUUUUAAAUACGACAACAACAAUACGCACCACUGUCAGCACUGUCGCCACUACCGGUUUGGCUGGUAGUUACAUGCAAUCGGGUCACGAUCACAUUUCUCAACGUGUUUCGUUUUUUCAGAGAGUAUUUUGAAGCAGUGUCCACUAUUCAGUAUCUAUGUGGAUGUUUCAAUGGGUGGCAGCCAGUUUUAUAAUCUCUACGAUGUGUCUACAUCUUUUUGUUGCAAUGUAUGCGCGAACGACACCACAUGUAUUGGUUUCAGCUAUACUAUACAAGUGAACAUUUGCUCUAUAAUCACAAGCAAUUUGUUCUACGCGCUCACCCGUGAAGGCUUUGUGUCAGCAGCGAAAAAUCAAGGUACAUGUGUUACGUAAUUUCUGUUUCUUAUCCAUAAUAUUUCUAUCUUUUCUAGGUAUUAAGAAUACAACAACAGCUCCGACAUUUGAGUAAUUUGCGCUUUUUUCCAUGUCUUGUCUCAAUCUCUUUUCGCUCUUUUGUAGUAAUCACUGAGAGCGACUGAGGAGCUUUUUUUGUGAUUUUAUUCGUAUCUUUAGCUAACGACUCAAUGAAUAUCACCACUGCAAGUACAAAUUACGUGACAAGGUAAAUAACAUCGGUUGAUAUUAAAAUGAAAUAAAAUACCGGUUAAACUCUUAUAAUCAUCAUGUAGCGAGUAAUUUUCUCGCUGUUCAUGUGUUCAAAGCCAUUAUCUGGAGAAGACGAGGCAGUCAAUUUUGUGGAUGUCACAGAUUUGAGUGUAAUUUUCACGAGUUGUCAACUUAUGUGUUAGUAGUUUAAAAUACAAUAAUACAGUAUAGUACAAUAAUAUAGUUUCUUUCAUUAGUUAUAGUUGUUACCAAUAUUAACGGUAAAGGAGCUUAGAUUUUUUCGCAAAUUCGGAAUUGGCCUUAGCAUGGUCUAUCCCGAAAUCGUUAAAUCGCCUGGUUCUCAUGCUACUAUCUUUUAGGCACUUAGAGAAGCCAUGCCACUCUAUACAUCCAUAAACGUUUUUUUAGUUACAAUAGAAAUGGAAGAAAAAUUGAAUAUACCUAUACACUCUGAAAUAGAGUAUUGUUCUAUGUGCUUGAGAAAAGAAUAUUAAACUAUUUUUGCCACAGAUUCACAAAAAUAGUUUAACAUUCUAAAAGGAAAACAAUAUAAAAACACUAUGAGUGAAAACGAGUUCAUCUUGUUAUCCUACAUGGGAAAAAGAGUCAGUCUAUUCCAGUAGAUAAUGUUUUCUACGAAGGUUUACUUCUAAAGGCCCCCAAAAACAAUGCUAACACUGUUCUAAGUAUAAAGUUAAUUAGCAUAAUGUAAUGUCGAACACGUACGAAAAUACUAUGUAAUACAUUCUUCUGAAUCGAAUUGAAAAAAGAACAAAAGUCUUGAAAGCAGUCGAGUUAUCAGAAAAUUCCAUUUCGAGCCUAUUGUUUUGAAGAUUUUUCAAAAACCCAUAUCCUGUUAUCUACUUUGUUACACACCGAGACUGUAGUCUAUAAAAUCCUUUGUCUAACAAACACAUCAAUAUAUCUCUCAGUUCGGCUUGUACUUGUUGCAUGACUUACUCUAUCAGAUAAUGGCUGAUAACACAUCGUUCUGGGCCACGAUCCAAUUAUUAAUGGUGUUGUAAUUGGUGUUUCUAGCACAAUGAACUAAAUGGCGAAGAGAAGCAAAACUAUAGACUAAAUUCUAUUAAUAUGGAUAUCACCUUUAGU
Didymodactylos carnosus is the source of this 4024-nucleotide messenger RNA. The record is from the annotation of a GenBank genome assembly. NCBI's taxonomy places the organism in Eukaryota, Metazoa, Rotifera, Eurotatoria, Philodinida, Philodinidae.